AUGAGAAUAUUAAAAAAAGAGAUCGGGAAAAAAAAAGAAGAAAAAAAAAGGAAAGGUAAUAAUCAUCGGCACAACUUGAAAAGUAGAGACGAAAAAGAUGAUCUUAUACAAAGACUAAAAAGAUGUCAUGAUAACGAUAACAUUUUUAAUUAUAUUGAUAAGAAAUAUAAAAAGUAUAUUAUAAAAAAAAAUAAAAAUGAUAGUAGUCAGAAUAAUUCAAUAAAUAAAGAAAAGAAUGAAACUUAUAUACAUAAUGAAAAAAAGGGUUCCAAGCAUUUAGGAAGUUCAUCAUUUAUUUUCUUUGAAUCUAUUAAUUCUUAUGAACUUAAGAAAUAUAAAUCAGCAUUUUCUAUUUAUAAUAUAUUAUUAAAUAUUACCAAAAUAAAUAUGCAGAAAUUAUACGAUGAAAAUAACUUUUUAAAUAAAGGAUGGUCAGACCAAGAAAAGUUGAAAGAAUUAAAAAGUGACAGGAGCAAAUUGAUAUUAGGUUUUCUAAAAAAAAAAAAAGAACAAAAUGGAUAUAAUUAUGAACAAAACGAAUAUAAUCAUGAACAAAAUGAAUAUAAUCAUGAACAAAAUGAAUAUAACCAUGAACAAAACGAAUAUAUCCAUGAACAAAACGAAUAUACCCAUGAACAAAACGAAUAUAAUCAUGAACAAAACGAAUAUACCCAUGAACAAAACGAAUAUAAUCAUGAACAAAACGAAUAUAUCCAUGAACAAAACGAAUAUAAUCAUGUACAACAUCCAAGUGAACACGAAACUUAUGAUAGUAAAUUUUCUAUUAAAAAAAAUACAAACAACCAUUUUAUAGAUAUAAUAAAAACAAAUGAUAAAAAUCAAAUUGAUGAUUUUCUAAAAACAAAUCCAAUUGUAUGUUUUGUACAUUUUAGAUUUACACCAGACUAUUAUCCAUAUCAAAAAAAUAUAAUUUGUUAUCUUUAUGAAAUACAAAUAAUAAAAGAAUAUAUAAAAAUAGGCAUAGGAACACAUUUAAUAAAUAUAUUAGAGCAACUCUGUAAAAAUAUACAUAUUCAUAAAAUUCUAUGUACCGUUCUAAAAAGUAAUUACAAAGCCGUCAUGUUUUAUAAAAAUAAAUGUUCCUUUCAAAUGGAUGAAAGUUCACCGGAUAAUUUUUAUUCCGACUCACAUCAAUCAAAAACAUGUGAAUAUGAAAUAUUAAAGAAGGACAUAAUAUCAUAG
This is a messenger RNA of Plasmodium reichenowi, 1203 nucleotides long. Its product is annotated as acetyltransferase, GNAT family, putative. The transcript has a single exon. Lineage: Eukaryota; Apicomplexa; Aconoidasida; Haemosporida; Plasmodiidae. Bases 1 to 1203 code for a protein of 400 amino acids. Gene Ontology annotation, molecular function: histone H4 acetyltransferase activity; protein N-terminal-serine acetyltransferase activity; histone H2A acetyltransferase activity. The record is from RefSeq and is a predicted model, not a curated record. Gene Ontology annotation, cellular component: nucleus.